UACCUGCACAACACGGAAGCUUUUGAACAACACACCCAAUGCUAACCAGCUGUGCGAGUAAUGCUAGCUCAACCGGUUUCUUCAGAUAUUGGGAAUUGUUUUUUAUAUUUUUAUCUAGACAAAGCUGUCGUUCACAAUUCUUGUGCACGGAUUAAUGCUAUGGUGUAGAGCUGUUGUUCUGGCUUGUGACAAAAGCAUGUUGUACUUGAGACGCUGAAAAUGGAGAAGAGAUCGAGCGUUGUGUGACUACUGUGUGUGGCCCUGUUAUGGAGAAGCCGUGGAGAUUGUGGGGGGCUCUGGAGCGCUGCACCCUCUGUCUGGUGUCUUGGUCCUGGGGCGCUUGCCGCGUCUCUCUUCUGGCUCUCAUCCUCACAUUUCACCUGUAUGGAGGCUUCUUUCUCUUAGCUCUCAUCCUGGCCUCUGUUGCUGCCAUACUUUACAAAUUCCAGGAUGUGCUUCUCUACUUUCCAGACCAGCCCUCUUCAUCUCGACUCUAUGUCCCAUUGCCAACAGGUAUUCCUCAUGAGAAUCUCUACAUCCGCACCAAAGAUGGUGUGAAACUUAACCUUAUUCUGCUCCGAUACACUGGAGGGGACGCAGUUCCUGGAGUCACAGCUGGCAGUCAAAGCACCUCUUCUCCACCAACUAUUCUUUAUUUUCAUGGCAAUGCUGGCAACAUUGGCCACAGAGUACCAAACGCUCUGCUUAUGCUGGUCAAUCUGAAGGCCAAUGUAGUGCUGAUGGACUACAGAGGUUAUGGGAAAAGUGAGGGUGAGCCAAGUGAGGAUGGGCUUUACUUGGAUGCAGAGGCCACACUGGACUACGUUAUGACUCGACCUGAUCUGGACAAGACUAAAGUGGUGUUGUUUGGCCGCUCGCUUGGAGGUGCUGUGGCUGUGCGCUUAGCUUCUGCCAACCCCCAUCGCGUAGCUGCCAUUAUUGUGGAGAACACCUUCCUGAGCAUCCCUCAUAUGGCAUCUACCCUCUUCUCAUUCCUGCCCAUGCGCCUCUUGCCCUUGUGGUGUUACAGGAAUCAGUUCCUCUCAUAUCGGCAGAUUCUGCAGUGCCGCAUGCCCUCUUUGUUUGUGUCUGGUCUUUCUGACCAGCUCAUCCCGCCUGUCAUGAUGAAACAGCUCUAUGAGUUGUCUCCAGCACGGACUAAGCGCUUGGCUAUUUUUCCAGAGGGCACACACAACGACACAUGGCAGUGUCAGGGCUACUUUGCUGCACUGGAGCAGUUUAUGAAAGACUUGCUUAAAAGCCAUGCCAAUGAAGAGAGUGCUCAACCUUCUGCGAGUGUAACUAUUAUUUAAAACUGUUGACUACAAAAUAAGGCAAAGAAUGUACAUUUGUAUCCAUUUGUCUGCAGCAUUAUUUUAUCACACUUUAUUACUUUGUAAAUGUAAUUGUUAUGAAAAAUCUUUAAAGAUUUAUGAGAUGAUGGCUCUGCCGCUUUAUAGGUGUGUUGUGGUGCAGCUAUGAAUGCAUGUAAAACUUAUGAUGUUUUCUGAAAGAUCCCAGAGUAGACCUGAUCACUAUAAAAUGCUCCCUAAUAAUUAAAAGAAUUACAGACUGAAGCAGGGUUCGCAACACAAGUUACUUUCGUUAAGACCUACUCUGUACAUUUUGUUUAUAAUGAAUUUUUAUCUGACCUUCUGAUGUGUAAAGAUAUAAUUUCAAAUGUGUGUGACACUAGGCAGACAUGUAACUACUAGUACACAAACUAGUACUUACUGGAGGUACUGGAGAUGACAUGUAUACCAAGAAGUCUCACACAUACUGUAUAGCUUUGAAGUUCUUCAUUUGAUUCUUUGUUGUGUGUCACUUUGCAAUAUUUAAUAGACAAAACAGUUGAUUGUGGGUAAUGGUGUGAGCCCAUGAUUAUCUGACGCUCUGGCUGUAGUCUGUUGGAGGGCUUUUAAUGAGCUAAUUAACCUUUGGUGCAUGUCUUCCAGGGGUGGAGCAGAGUCUGACAAUGAAAACACUGUUAUCUGCUUGGGCUUACAAAAUGCAGCACACAGCAGCGCUAAAAGCCAUUUGAUUACACAUCUCAGCCAUAUCUAAACUGUUUGUAUACUGUACCUGACCCCGGAUAUGACUCACUGAAUGAUUUAACAUGUUUGUCACACGAUGUUAAAAUAACAUUAAAAUAAUAAUUAAAAUUAAAAGAAAAACUAUACUAAUAAUAAUAAUAAUAAUAAUAAAGCUGUUGGUGGAUGCAUUUACAAAGACACAACUCAAGAUACUGCAAAAUGUGAUAAUUCAAGAGAUUAUAAGAAUUGGGGACAUUAUUGUGACAGAAUUGUGAUUUUCAAAAACUAGAGGAAACUAGCCGCAACAAGCUUCUCCUUUGCCUAUGUAUUUACCAAUAUUGUCGUAAAACUAUUAUGACCCAUUUCUUUUUCAUAAUGUGAGUGGCACCAAAGCAUCAUAUUGUUUAAUAUGUUAAAUUCAUUUAUUUUUUGUACAGACUAAAUUCAGGGGAUUUUUGUGAUUAGUUUCAUUCCUACUUAUUUAAUUGGUAAUGUGUUAAUUUGAUUUUAAGUGCUUACUUGGGCCACAUAGCAUAGUUUGAAUGUGUUACUGAAAAUAUCCAACUGAAUGUUUGGUUCUAAUUUGAUGUGGCAGAAAUACUGCAGGGCAUCUUUGUGUUCACCAGUAAAUCGAGCUGUUGUCUGUAUAUGAGAAGUGAGUCUAUUGUACUGAGGCAGCACAGUGGUUAAUGGACAUCCUUUAAUUACUCCACAUUAAUGACAUCUGAAUGAAUCAUUGUUUUAUACUCAUAAAAUACUCGUGUCAGUUUGAGUGCUUUUCCAUUUUUCUAUUUCAAAACAUCAAACUUAUUUUGUAAGCACACUUUCACUUUCUAUUUUCUGUACUGUAACAUGCAAUAAAUUGAUACAUUAAGUUGAA
Molecule: messenger RNA, 2913 nt
Organism: Boleophthalmus pectinirostris (great blue-spotted mudskipper)
Lineage: Eukaryota; Metazoa; Chordata; Actinopteri; Gobiiformes; Gobiidae
Gene: abhd13
Product: abhydrolase domain containing 13
Exons: 2
Coding region: 267-1313 (348 amino acids)
Cellular component (GO): membrane
Molecular function (GO): palmitoyl-(protein) hydrolase activity
Source: RefSeq, a predicted model, not a curated record